Molecule: messenger RNA, 300 nt
Organism: Pyricularia oryzae 70-15
Lineage: Eukaryota; Fungi; Ascomycota; Sordariomycetes; Magnaporthales; Pyriculariaceae
Exons: 1
Coding region: 1-300 (99 amino acids)
Source: RefSeq, a predicted model, not a curated record
AUGAAAUCCCUCUUUAUCUAUCUCCUGAUUUGGGGCAAUCGGUCCAGCGUCAGCGCGGCCGGCCCCGGGGAAGCGGCGGAGGCCGGAGCGACAGGGGAGGGCAUUCUGAGCGGAGAGGAACUAGCACAACAAGAGCUUCCGGAGGGGUUCGGAAGAGGAGGUUUCGGAUGGAGCGGAUCUGGGAGGGCUGCAUGCCGCAGUGUAGAUCAUCUUCGCGACGCCGCGGCUGGAGACGAGACCUUUGACAAUCAAGACAACGACAGCCAAGGGGAGUUGCCUACAAACGGCGGUGCGUUUUAG